Messenger RNA from Pundamilia nyererei, 3622 nucleotides. Its product is annotated as GRAM domain-containing protein 4-like. NCBI's taxonomy places the organism in Eukaryota, Metazoa, Chordata, Actinopteri, Cichliformes, Cichlidae. The transcript is spliced from 18 exons. Bases 331 to 1977 code for a protein of 548 amino acids. Gene Ontology annotation, biological process: negative regulation of toll-like receptor 9 signaling pathway; apoptotic process. The record is from RefSeq and is a predicted model, not a curated record.
ACUUCCUUCUUAGGGUGCCGCUUGCUCACCCCGCCCACAGAAGUGAUUAUUGUGUCCGAUGGAGCAACGCGGUUCGGUUAAACACCCUCACAGGCCCCCACAUCUGGAUUAAUUGUGAGGACGGAGGAGAGAGACAGGCGUGGAGCGUGUCUCAGUGGAUUCUGGUCCGAUUUACAUCGGCUCAGGAGCGGGUUUGACCCGGUUUCCAGUGGGCUUGGAUCGCCGGGAAAAACAGAAAGAAGGGAAAGUUUGCUUCAUCUUUGCUCUCAUGUCUUUGCAGCUGGGGGGCUAGUCAUGUUCAGGUAGACACUCGACUCUGUGGUGCCCACCAUGUUGAAGCGUUUGGACAGGAUCCGGUUCAGGGGACGGCGGGAUGAGUUCCUGGAUCUGGCUGAGUCGCCCAACACAUCCGACACAGAAUGCAGCGAGGAGAUUGUGAUUAAACCUCGCGCCUCUGUCAGAGAGACAGAGGAGGUGAGGGAGGCAGAGGUGGAGCCGCAGGGUGAUGCUCAGGCUGGUCCAGGAUCUUUUUCUGCAGCUCUGGAUGACAGGACAGAUUUAAAUGAGGUUAAAGGUCACUUAGAAAUUGCCUUGUUGGAGAAGCACUAUUUGCAGGAGGAGCUGAGAAAACUUAAAGAGGAGUCCAAUGUGGAUUCACUGAAACAGGAGUUAGAAAAGGAGCGCUGCAGACGCAUCGAGCUGGAACAGAAAAUCAACGAUGCCCUGAGAUCUAGACUUGAAGACUCACCAUCUCAGACACCUAAAGCUCCGUCUGCUCCUUCAGCUGCUGGCAGUGACAAACAGAAGGAGACUCUGGUUGACACCUUAUUGAAAUGGCUUUAUGAUCGAUUUGGUGUUUAUAUCGAAGACUUCCGCUUCCAACCAGAGGAGACGACAGUGGAGACGGAGGAACCACUGAGUGCCAAAAGGUUGACUGAAAACAUGAGACGGCUCAAACGAGGAUUUAGACCCGUUACCAAUUUCAUGAGGAACCUUUCUGCCUUAUCCAGCUGGUACUCCAUCUAUACAUCAGCCAUUGCCUUCAUUGUCUACAUGUAUGUGGCGUGGAAUGGAUGGGUCAUCCCCAUGUUCCUGUUCCUCGCCAUUCUCCGCCUGUCCUUGAAUUACCUCAUUGCCAAAGGCUGGAGGAUCCAGUGGAGCAUUGUACCUGAAGUUUCAGAGCCAGUGGAGCCUCCUAAGGAAGACCUGACUGUGUCUGAGAAGUUCCAGCUGGUCCUGGAUGUCGCUCAGAAAGCUCAGAAUCUGUUUGGAAGGAUGGCCAACAUCCUGGAGAAAAUAAAGAAAUCCUCAGGUGUAUACGCAGGUAUCAAGUUCUUCAUCAUUGACUUCAUCUUUAAGAGUUGUCCCAAGCUGAGGCAGCGCUAUGACACCCCCUACAUCAUCUGGACAAAUUUACCCACCGACCUGCAGCUGAAAGAGCGCAGCAACACUAUGCUGGGCCGACGAGUGAUAGCUGCUGGGGGCCGAGGCAGCCUCACCGCAGCAGCUCCUGUGGGUGUCAGUCGGGAUGAGGAUGGAGGGCGAUACUACAGCACCAAGAGAGGAGCUUUUCAUGAGGUGUUUAACCUGCCAGAGAGUGAGCGCCCUCUGACAGUGUGUGAGACUGGCUGGCGCUGCUGCCUCAUCAACAGAGACAGGAAGACACCGACAGACUACAUCCGCAACGGAGUGCUUUAUGUCACCGAGAAUUACCUGUGUUUCGAGAGCUCCAGCUCCAGGUCCGGGUCCUCAAAGAGGAACAAAGUCAUCAAACUGCUCGACAUUACUGACAUCCAGAAGUACAAAGUUUUGUCAGUGCUGCCUGGGUCUGGGAUGGGGAUCUCCAUUGCGACACCAUCCACCCAAAAACCUAUGGUCUUCGGCGCAAUGAUGCACAGAGAUGAGGCAUUUGAAGCCAUCUACACUCAGUACACGAAGAUCGUUACUAAGGCUACAGCUAUCAACCCUGAGACAUAGUAAGACCUUUGCGAUGGCUGCCUUAAACACAAGCACCUGAAGGUUCUUAGAUGGCUGCUGACUUCAGUUUGAGCUGCUGGUCUUCCCCCAUCAGUCACCCAUGAAAGUAAUUCAGUGAUAGUAUUUUAGUGAUUGAUAUUAAAUCAGCUGAUUCCAACUAAUCACUGAUUAUUAUUUUUUUGUCAGAAUCAGACAGUCUGUUAUCAAUCACUGUUUCUGAUAACAAAUUAACAAUACCAUCCACAAAUGAGAGCACUUUACAUCCUCUCUAAGGGUUAGUUUACUGAAAAAAACAUUUACAAGAAUUGCGUCUCUGUUUUUUCAUCUCUGAUAAACAUCUCAGCAUUUCACGUGCGCAGACUUGAUAUUAAAUUAAAAGCCUCUUGAUAGCUCAAAGGGUUCAAUCCCUCCCAUAGUUUUUAGGCUUUUAUUGUGAAAAGUCUACUGGACGUUUUUGGUUCACAUAGUAAAAGCCUGUAGAAGAAGAAGUUUUAUAAAGCUUACUUUUACUCCCACAGCUACUUUUACCUGCAGUUUAUUGGUUCAGGUUUGUCACAUGACCGAUUGCAGGCUUUAGUUUACUUUAGUAGCAGCAAAUUAAACUGGAAACUUAACUACAUUUUGUUUUUGUGCUAAAGAAAAUUGAAUAAUAAUUUAAUUCGCUAGUCAAUUAAUAAGAACAGUUAUUCUCUGCCUGCAGCUUUCCCAAUAUAUUAAUUUCUUGCUUUUCUGUGUCUUUAUCGAUGUAAUCUGAACAUUUUCAGGCUUUGAACUGUUAAUCAGACAAAACACAAUGUUUAACAAAAAUGACACUGUGCACUCUUGAGAAACUGGACUGGAUGUAUUUUACUGUUUUCUAAUGACUAUACAGUUAAUCUUAGUGGUAGACUUAAUUUGGCCUUUACUCACAACCAAACAUAUUAAUCUGACUUAUAAACACUGACUGAUAUUAGUCUGUCUGCAGGCAAAUUAUGAAGGGAGGAAACAGAAAAUUAAAAAAGUAGUUUUUAAUCUUGUUCUGAUUCUGACUCAAUAUUGUCUAAUUGUAUAAAAGAACAGCAAAAGGUCCAUCAAGUCUCUCGCUGACAGUUCAAAUCUUCAAAUGUUAAGAGAAACUGAUACUAUUGUUAAAUAGUGUCUUUAUAGCUUGCGAUGCAAACUUAGGUGGAGGGUUUCAUGACUGUGUAUUAAACCGCUGGCAAACAAAUGUGUUUAAACCUCAUUAUUAUACAUUGGUGUCUUCAGGGAUUUGUAAACAGUAUCAUCAUAUGACUCUGUAUUGUACUAUUGCAACUAAGCCUUACAGUUAAUAUGUUGGUGUAAAGUGUUUGUAUUCUGUAUCAAUGUUCAGCAGUUAUGUGAGCAGUCUUUGACACAUGGAAUUUAGUGUAAACCACAGAGUUAGUCUUUUUCUUAAGCUUUGUUUGACUUAGCCAGAAGCUAAGUGGCUAAAGCUAAUGCCAGUUUAGCAGUUUAUGCUUUCUGUUUUACAAUUAAUGAGCCACGAAACAAAAUCCCACAGGGAACUACAAAUGCUACAUUUUUGUAUUUGUUUGUCAUUCGAUUUCCAUCAAGCUUAAAGAAGAAUCAACUAAAGCACUAAAAAAAGCACUUUUUUCUUUCAUUUCUAUUAUCUGAUAACUUU